Molecule: messenger RNA, 792 nt
Organism: Pseudomassariella vexata
Lineage: Eukaryota; Fungi; Ascomycota; Sordariomycetes; Amphisphaeriales; Pseudomassariaceae
Exons: 4
Coding region: 215-511 (98 amino acids)
Biological process (GO): mRNA splicing, via spliceosome
Cellular component (GO): catalytic step 2 spliceosome; P-body; U6 snRNP
Molecular function (GO): RNA binding
Source: RefSeq, a predicted model, not a curated record
GGUCACGUGAUGACGACUUUUAGGCCGUACUGAGCUGCCCCACCAAAGGUCACCUUGGAGCCGCGUUCCAACCGGGCAAGCUCUCUGUGAAAGACUGAUAUAUCCAUCUCAUCGUUUCGGCUGCGCUGCUCUGCCAACACCAAAUCACGGUCAAUAAUAGAACAACGGCAUUUCGAUUUUUGGUCAGCCACCGGUGCGUAGAGCUGGCCUCAAGAUGCUUUUCUUCAGCUUCUUCAAGACGCUCAUCGACAACCAGGUGACAGUGGAGCUCAAAAACGAUAUCCAGAUCCGCGGCACGCUCAAGAGCGUCGAUCAAUACCUCAAUAUUAAGCUGGAUAAUAUUGAGGUCGUUGAUGAUAUCAAGUACCCUCAUCUGAGCUCGGUCAAGAAUGUCUUCAUCCGUGGCUCCGUCGUCAGAUACGUCCACCUGCCGCACAACGCCGUCGAUGUAACCUUGUUGGAGGAUGCUACGCGGAGAGAAGCUGCAAACCAAGCUGCCAAGGCGAAGUGAGGGAUGGAGGGAAUGGAUGGAUGGAUCUGGCUGAAUGGGCCAGAGCGAGGAAGGAGGGGCAUCUGACUCCAUGAUGACGGAAGCCAGCAUCUUGGCUACGACAGAGCCGCGGGGGGAGUUGCCUCGCACCAUUGCAUGUCAGAGUGGCUUCUCAGCGAGCUAGCUCCAGGUACACGCUGUCUUAGACGGAUAAUCAUCUACCUGCACAUCGUAGCAUGCGUAGUACCCACCACCAUAGAUGCAAUCUCGUAGAUGAGGAAUAUACCCAUAUUGAGACACGA